UCUCCCUCUCUCUCUUACUCUCCCUUUGUCUCUGUGUGUGUUUCUCUCUCUCUCUCUCUCUCUCUCUCUCUCUCUCUCUCUCUCUCUCUCUCUCUCUCUCCGGUGCAGUCGUGCGUCCUGCCGCUCUGACCGACUUGCCGCGCAGGGCUUUCUGUGCCAAGACCGGCUGGACGCAGCGCGCUGUGAGCGCGUUACAGCGUUUCUAAAGACGCGGUCUUGCCAAAAUUACGGUUCACAAAAAAGAAAAAAAAAAAGAAAAAAACGCGGAAUAUUUGUUGGAGGUUAAAAAAAAUAAUAAUAAGAAGAAAUGACCUGAGAGACGUCGGCAGUUUAAUCACCGGCUCUGGUGAAGGUGGUGAGUGGGAGCGCUCCGAUCGCCGGCGUCGUGCGUAACCCUGGGAGAGCAGGUGGAUGGAGAGGCUGGCUGGAUGCGGCUGUCCGGCAGGUCAGCUGCCGCCUCGGAGCGGCCAGACUCCGCGCUCUGCGUUGACAGACACCUUGUCACGAUGGACUUGAUGUGAGGAGGGAAGUUUUUCGGAUGAAAAAAUCUCUCUUGCUCCUUCGCUGUUUCUCUCAUGCUGGGAUGUGAUUCUUGAGGAUCUUCGUUAAUGAAAAUCCCCUGUAAUCCCAAUCCCCAGGAGCCCUGACCCCAGCACCCCGAAGUCUCCCAUUCCCAGAACCCAAGGGUUAUUUUGGAACUCACCAACCCGUACUCUUCAGACACUUUAGGUUCCCUAAACUCCUCUCAGCCAUCAUGGCGUUGGAUCAGUGGCCCUUUCUCCCCACUUCCCCCAACAUCUCCAUCCCCGAGCCCCUCCUGUACGACAGCUACAUCCAGGGGAAUGAGUCCGACCUGGACCUGAACGUCACAGAGACCAGGGAGCCCACCCAGGACAAGACCAGCUCGGUGGUCAUCACCUUCAUCUACUUCAUGGUGUGCGCCGUGGGGCUCUGCGGCAACACCUUGGUCAUAUACGUAAUCCUUCGCUACGCCAAAAUGAAGACGGUGACCAACAUCUACAUCCUGAACCUGGCGGUGGCAGACGUCCUGUGCAUGAUGAGCCUGCCGUUCAUCGCCCUGCAGCUGGCACUGGUGCACUGGCCCUUUGGAGAGGUGCUUUGCAGGGUGAUCAUGACUGUGGACUCUCUCAAUCAGUUCACCAGCAUCUUCUGUCUGAUGGUGAUGAGCAUCGAUCGAUACUUAGCUGUUGUCCACCCUAUUAAGUCCACAAGAUGGCGGAAGCCCCGCAUUGCCAAGCUUAUUAACAUGACGGUAUGGGGUGUGUCGCUGUUGGUCAUCCUUCCCACUAUGAUCUUCAGCGGCCUGGACAAGGUUCCGGUGUGCGGCAUCGUGUGGCCGGAGCCCCAGGAUGUCUACUACAAAGCUUUCAUAUUCUACACCUUCUUCAUUGGAUUCUUCCUGCCACUGGCGGUCAUAUGUCUUUGCUACCUGCUCAUUAUAGUCAAGGUUAAAUCUUCUGGAAUACGAGUGGGUUCCACCAAGCGCAAGCGCUCUGAGCGCAAGGUGACGCGCAUGGUGUCCAUCGUGGUGGCGGUGUUCGUCCUCUGCUGGCUGCCUUUCUACAUCUUCAACGUCACCUCCGUCACCGGCUCCAUCAACCCGACCUCCGCCGUGAAGAGCACCUUUGACUUCGUGGUGGUGCUCGGCUACACCAACAGCUGCGCCAACCCCAUCCUGUACGCCUUCCUGUCGGACAACUUCAAGAAGAGCUUUCAGAACGUUCUGUGCCUGAAGAAGGUGGCGGGCCUGGACGAGAUCGAGCGCAGCGACAGCAGGGCGGACAGGAGCAGGAUGGCUAACGACGCCGCGAUAAUCAACGCCAACUUGGAGACUCACAAUGCCGCCCUGCUCAACGGCGAGCUGCAGACGAGCAUCUGAGCGCCGGGAAAAAAAAGGAGCAGCAGUCACAUCCGGCGGUGCAAGGGUCCUUCAGACUAAUGGGUCGCCAGUGCACCGCCAGUGACCCCUGCUCAGAGAUGCGCGGGCCGGAGGGUGAUGUAAUGAAUGCUGCUCGUGGACGUCAACAUGUGGACGAAGUCUAAGUGAAAAAUAAACAAUUUCCUAAGGGUUUCCAGAGGUCAGGGAAAGUACACUGGCUCCAAUGCCAAACUCUUGAUGUGUGGGUUAAUGAGGCAACUUGAGCCGGUUUGCCCCGAGGCGCAGCAAAAAUGUGUCUUGACUAGAGUGAUUUCCGCUGCCGUAGAGACAAGUGAUGCCCACAUCAAACUUAAAUGAGCUGUUAAUGCUGGCCAGCUUGAGGUUUCUGUAGACUUGUCAGACUGAUCCAGAGUAAAACCGAGGGAGGGUGGGAGGGUGAACUGCUUCGGACCCACUGGAGAAUAUCAGGGGGGGUCGAGCUCAUCCAUGGAUUUUUUUUUUUUUUUCUGAAUGUGGAAAUACUGCUGAAGAAACUGCCCGAACAUGUCAGCGGAAAACAGCCGACACUGUGAGUCUGUAGAGAGAAAAAUCAACAAAGCGCAACCUUGAAUUGUUCCGUGGUUAUGUUUUAUUCAUGCCAGCUGAUUGAUCUGCUCUUACAUAAUCAACGGGGCAACAACAUGGCGAUGACCUCCUAACGUGACGUCUUAUUUUCAGGCAAAGGAAGGAAGCCCAUUUUCACUCUCUAGCUGGCAUCAUGGCAAGAGGAGGUGCACCAGGGCAUAAAUUGUGGUUUUAACAUCCUGGAUUAUUGAUUAAGUGGAAGGAGAGGGAAACCUCUCUGCAGUCGCUCUGACCUUGCUUGCUUUAUAACAGCUUGAAUCUGUAAAAGCAAAAAGAUAUUUUGUCAAUCUCCGGGGGAAAAGUUUCGCACGUGGACGACUCCGUGUUCUAAAAUGAAUGACUGAAUGGAUUUCAAAGGCAAUCCCUGUUGUAAAAAACUGUAUCGUUAAAAUGCAUCAAAGAAGGCUCUUCAAUCAUGUUUGUAAAAACCAUCAUAUGUACUUUACACUUCAUUGUAUUCUGGGUCUUAAUUAGUUGCUCCCUGUGCCAGCAGUGCCACUGUAAGGAGCCCGUUUCUACUUGUGAAGUGCUGUGUUUUGCCGAUGUAAGAUUACCUCCUGAGUUCAUGGUCACAUUUAGUUCGGCCAGCGUGUGCUUACAAAAAAAAAUUGGCUAACUUUCACAGAAGGCAGGAAAAUGCAUUGUGUCGUCAAAGAGGGAGGGAGAGAGGGGGAUAAGGAGACGCAGAGAGGAGACUCAACAAACUAAUGCUUGUGUAUGCAUUGCAUUUAAAAAAAAAAUACAAAAAUGAGAGAUUGUAGUAGGCAAGUGUACUCCAGCGAUUUCUUUUUUUUUGCUUUGAUACAUUGAAAAUUGAAGCAGCAGGAGCUGAGAGAUCCCAAAUUUGAGAACGGAGUGUGGGCAAAUUUCCAAAAAACAAUGGAUCCUACGCUUUUCCACCAGAGGCUCCCGUCUCUUAGCUGGUAACACAGUCCUCCUGUUAUACAGCAGCUGUCUCGAAGGACCAUCAGGGGUUAUUUCAUCAGACAUAAGAGCGCUCCCCCCAGCGCUGCACACAAUAUUAUUUUUUUUGUUUUGGGGCUGAAUAGUAGGCCUCGUGAAAAAAUAAAUACCUCAAUUGAGCUCGAACUCACCCCUAUACAUACUUAAAAAUGUAUUAAAAUUGCUCUAUAUUGUACUAAACUUCAUGGUGUGCUGUACAUUGGAGAAUGAAGGACACAGAAAUGAGACAACUAUUAUAUAUCUAGCUACAUAAGGCCGGAUAACAUUCCCACCAAGGCCACUUAUUGUUAAUAAUUGAAUUGUCAUAUAAAUGUUUUCCAAACAACGUAAAAAAAAGAAUACUACUUGCUUGACCUGGACUCUCGCUUCUCUUAGUGGCAUUCAAAACAUCGAACGAAUAGUGUAAAAUAAGGCAGCUAGAGUUAAGUGUAUACAAUUCACGAUGACCCUGUACUUCCCGUAACCCUCUAAGUCUUAUUCCUCGUGAUUAAUGGUAAUUGUGAAAAAAAAAAAAAAAAUAGUUGGUGAAAUAUCAUUCACAUGUUUGGUUUUUAGCCAUAUCCAUGGUCUCCACAGAAAGAACUGUAAUUGCUGAUCCCUUAACUUUUCCAUCCAUGAGGUCCAAUUUUUGAUUUUGUCUAAUAUUUUGUGAUGUUUUGCAUUUACCGCCUUUUUGGAAAAUGGACUACCUGUAAGACUAAUGAUGUUCUGUAGGCGCACCAUGUCAGCACUGGAGAAAGGUCUGACUACACCGAUUCUUGUUCUGGUCCAGGGACUGUUUGCUUUUCUUUAAAAUAACCACGACCCUCUUGGGUGGUGCUGAACUGUGGAUGCAACGACAGUGUCCCUGCCAAAUAGUGCUUACUGACCUUAAAUUGCUAAAUCCUUGCAAAAAAAAAAAAGAAAAAAAAAAAGACAAACGCUGCUAGCUUGUUAAUAUGCGUAACUUUAACGCCACUUUGGGGUGUCUUGUCAUUUUCAGCCUGCAGGCAAGCCUGCUAGCUUGGAAGUAGCUUAAUUGUUGUUGUUUCCUGUAGAGUUUCCUGAACAGUUAAAUGAAGAUAUAGUAAGGGAGGAGAAUGCUGCCACAACUCUGCGCACUGAGGCUAGCUUCAGCAACUUUGUGUCCGGAGAGCGUAAGAAGAUGUUAGCGUGCAAACAACCUAAAGUAAAGACGGUACACACAGUAAACAUAGCCUACCUUUUAAAUGUGUGCGUGCUUUGUGUGCAUGUUAGCAUGCUGAUGUUAGCUCUGAGCUAAAGUUAAGCCAAAGAUCUGGCGGCAUCUAUCAGUCACAGACGUCACGCUCAAGGUGGGUCGCUCAAAUGUUGCCACUGCUGUUGUUAUCUGACAAAUUGUUUCAGUAUCUCCUGACUGAUUAGCAACUGAAGACAGGUGAUAGUGACAACCCAGACAACCAAGGGACAUUGGUCGAUAUUUCAAGACAUGACCAUAUAUUUCUUCCCUGUUAGCUUCCAUGAGUCACCAGCUAACGUUAGCAUUCAACCCUCCUAGCAAACAAAAGUGUAUAAUAGUUUUACAUUAUGAUGAAUAUUAACACACCUUGAACGGUCAAACGGUCAUGCUCACCAGGCACGUUGAAUGCACACGAUACCUGCUGUUUUAUCAGAACUAAUGGGUUUGCAAAUAUGUGGUUGUACUUUAAAGUACCACCCAAAGUCCUCAUGUAUGUUCAAUAUUUAUAGUAUUCAGCUGCUGAUCAAUAAGGAAGUGAAGAAAUGAUUAUGAUCCACAUGAUUAUGAUUCACGGAACACAGCAGCAUAACAUUAUCCCAAGCAGUUGAGCUUCCCACCCGAAGAAGAGUUGAGUCCGACGUCAGAGGAAAUCGGCCCAUGGCGAUUACUCUGAAUUAGAACAUUUAUUCAUUGUUAAAUAUUAAUAGUGUCUAUACUAGGACUGCUCCAUUGAUGACCCAAACUUACCCCAUGUGACAUCAUUUUCAUAAACUGGCUUGCUGGUUAAUUUGCUCUCUAAAACAGUACCAGUUAGAGAUAGUAGAUAAUUGGGCUGAUUCCACUUAGGUACAGCUUCACUGGUAAGUAUGAGCCAAAGGAGCUACAGCAAAGACCUUUCAAUCUGGGAAGCUUAUCACUCCAUUAAUGCUGACUGAAUGAGUCCACGUCCGGGAUAGACAUCUAUUUCCGUUUAGCUAUCAGGCUGUUUGUGCACGGCGACUUUUCUCUGAUGGACCUCCAUGAUGGAGCCACACCUGGUUGCUGGGAGAUUUGUCAAACGGCUGCAAAGCCUCUGUGGUAAUAAGGUCACCCACCAUAUGGUGCAGUGUCGGAUUCACUUCGCCCCGGGCACAUCAGUCAAGUUAGGAGCCAUCAAUCAGCGCAGUCAGAAGAGAUGUGGAGCCGGACAGGGCUCGUCCUGAGAGCUUACUGCAGAAAAUGAUUACCUGUAGCCUCACACACACACACACACACACUCACACACACAGACACAUAGAUGACCACACAGCGUAUAAUUUGUCAUGACAUUGUCUCUGGGCUGUCGCUAUAGUAGCAGUAGUAUGUGUAGCACUGUCAGUCCCAUCUACGCUCGCAGGUCAGAAUAGACACGCUCAUGUUGGCGCACAUUUCUAGGCAUGCGUUGGGGCUCAGUACAGUUUCACAUGAUGUAUAUAAAGCAACGAAAAUACAAAAACCAUGUGUCACUCAGACAUGAGCUCCUUGCAGUCUUGUCUGAGUAAUACAGAGGGCGGUAGGGGUGACCGACUCUUCGUCAUGCUGACCCAGUCGACCGUGUGUUUGUGUGGUAUUAUUGUGACACAUCGCUAGACCAAAGGCUUUACGGGAGCUACAACCACAGCCGGAGUUUCUGUUUGUUAGGAGUGUGAUUCGAUUAACGUUACGAAGAAAAAACUUGUGAAUCAUCCCGAAACAUGCAAUAUCUAUGUAUCUUUAUUCCUCUGCUCUCGGUACCAAAUGCGUGCAUCUGUAAAUGUGUGUGUGUGUGUGCGUAUGUGUGCGCCAUGGUGAGAAACUCAUCUCACAAUCCCAACUGUUACAGUUAAGGUGUUUAGCGCCUUUGAGCCUGAAGUGCAAGUACCAUGCUGUCAUCAUCCUCAGCUAAUUACUUUUACUCUUUCUCUCUCUUUGUCUUUCUAUCCCUUUCUGUCUUUCGUUCGCGUGCGCAGCUGGCGAGGAACAAUUUGAGCUGACACACGUUUUACUCCCACCCAAACGAACUGAGCUGAUAUCCGCUGAACCAUAUGGAAGGGUACACACUCUGCCUUGCCACCGCUGCAGGCUAUUUGGACAUACUUAAUGUACCUAAUGAAUCAUUCUGAUGUUUAAUAGAUGUUGAUAAGAUGAUGUGUGCAAAAAAGCCAGUGUACAUGUAGCGCCAAGAGGGCAGCUGAGGCGAUUAAAACGGCGCCCAUAGUAGCCGCUUCCUUUUGUCAUUUUGUGGAGUCGAGACCUCAACGUUUCUCUGAAACUAGGUCACGUUCUGAGGAACAUGUGCUCGUCUGGGUUGACACGGAGCUCUCGUUCUUGUUCCUUGUUCCCGCCACUGUAUAGUGUACAGAUGAGAGGCAGAAGCAGAGGAAUGGGAAACCUCUGCCUGCUCUGUUUCUUUUUGUCCAAAAAAAAAAAAAAAAAAA
This is a messenger RNA of Acanthopagrus latus (yellowfin seabream), 7120 nucleotides long. RefSeq names its product somatostatin receptor type 2-like. Bases 755 to 1900 code for a protein of 381 amino acids. Gene Ontology annotation, cellular component: membrane; neuron projection. Gene Ontology annotation, molecular function: neuropeptide binding; somatostatin receptor activity. The transcript has 4 exons. The record is from RefSeq and is a predicted model, not a curated record. Gene Ontology annotation, biological process: cellular response to glucocorticoid stimulus; neuropeptide signaling pathway; cellular response to estradiol stimulus. Lineage: Eukaryota; Metazoa; Chordata; Actinopteri; Spariformes; Sparidae.